Messenger RNA from Didymosphaeria variabile, 1206 nucleotides. RefSeq lists its product as uncharacterized. NCBI's taxonomy places the organism in Eukaryota, Fungi, Ascomycota, Dothideomycetes, Pleosporales, Didymosphaeriaceae. The coding region runs from base 1 to 1206 and encodes 401 amino acids. Gene Ontology annotation, cellular component: cytoplasm. The record is from RefSeq and is a predicted model, not a curated record. The transcript has a single exon.
AUGAGUAGCGACGCCUCCGAUGACGAGAUACCUAAUCUCAUAGAGCCUCCAACCAACGAUAGUGACGAGCCCCCUUCUUUAGUCUCAGCAGAUGAACAGCCAACAACGAAAAGAAAAGUCCCCAUAACAAUAAUAACCGGCUAUCUUGGCGCGGGAAAAACCACGCUCUUGAACUACAUCCUCACCGCCUACCACGGCCAUAAAAUAGCCGUUAUCCUCAACGAGUUCGGCGACUCCAUCGACAUCGAGAAGCAACUUACAGUUUCGGACUCCAACUCAACUUCUGCGGAGAAAGUGCCGUUUGUACCGCUGGCGAAUGGUUGUAUUUGUUGUAGUGUAAAAGACAUCGGCGUCGCCGCAAUCGAGAACCUCGUCAACUCCACUAACGACUUCGACUACAUCCUUCUGGAAACCACCGGCCUCGCUGAUCCCGGAAACAUCGCGCCCUUAUUCUGGCUGGACGAGGGGCUAGGCAGCUCGAUAUUCCUGGACGGAAUUGUGACGCUCGUGGAUGCGAAGAAUUUACUGAAGAGUCUAGACGAGGGAUAUGGCGAUGACGCCGAGGCGCUAGAAACGAGAAAGAAGGAAGAGGGGGACAUGCAUGGACACAAAGGUCCGCUGUUGACGACUGCGCAUUUGCAGAUUUCGCACGCCGACGUCGUCAUAAUCAACAAAUCCGACCUUGUCUCGCCAGAGCAUUUGAAGAAGGUGGAAGAAAGAGUGCGUUCCAUCAACGCCCUCGUCAAACUGAGCAUCACAACGAAAGCUCAGGUGCCCAUGCUGGAAGGUUUUAUUCUUGACCUCCACGCCUACGACGCCGUCUCCGUAUCUGAUCUCUCGUUCGCGAAAAAAGGACAUUCCCAUCUCGACCCUUCAAUCUCUACUUCUACCAUUAUCUUCCCUGCUUUAAUGCCUUCCCAAGUAGAGAAAUUUGACAAGUGGCUCAGGACUGUGUUGUGGGAAGAUAAACUUCCUGAAGGCCACGCGCAUGAGAAUUUUGAGGUGCAUAGGUUGAAGGGGAGGAUUCCAGUUAGGGAGGGGAAGGUGUUGUUGGUGCAGGGUGUGCGAAAUGUGUAUGAUGUUAAUGAGGGCGCGGACAUGACGGCAGAAGAUAGCAGUGCGAAGCUGGUGCUAAUUGGGAAGGGUGUUGGGCAGAAAAGGUUUGAGGAGAGUCUGCUGGACAUGUUGGGGUCAACAGAGGGUUAA